UAACAUCAUUGUCCGUGCCUCGUUUGUGUUCGGAAAUCAAAAUACUUUGUCUCAUACCAUUUCGACGGUGGUCGCCUGUAGCAAACUGGAAUAUUCGAGUAUUUUUUAAAAAUUUAAAUUAAAUAACAGUUAUGUGAUGGCCAGUAUUCUAGCUGUUUUUAUAAUAUUAUUACUGACAUUUUUCGAGAAAAGCUUAUUUAUAUUCGCCGACGAACCGGAUAUAGAAGAAAUACCUCUAACGAAGUCACUAGCCAUAUCUACGAAUUUUACGGAUGGAAUGAAAAAAGACGUGAAUCUUGACAGAAACUUCGUGGAACUCUACAGAGAAAUGAUGAAAAUAAGCAAGAAUGUUGAGGAGAUGCUGGGUUCCGAGGAAGAGAAGAGAUUAAAGAGAAUAGUAGGGGAAGACAAUUUAAUGCUGUUAAAAGAAGGCUCCUUGACACGACGUCGAGGCCUACUACUACGCUCCACAACUCAGCAGAGGCGUCAACAAAACAAGGCUUUGCGAAGGGAGAAACUUAACGGACAAGGCUUGAGGAACCACAUGCAGCAUGUCAAAAAGACAACACCAACUGGCAACGUCACAUGAUGACUUUUAAAAAAAUAAGAAUUAUCUUGGGUUCGAAAAAAGGAUUUUGUAUUUUUUAUUGUGAAAUAAAAUAAAAUUUAUGUCUA
Messenger RNA from Plodia interpunctella (Indianmeal moth), 675 nucleotides. RefSeq lists its product as uncharacterized. The transcript is spliced from 3 exons. The record is from RefSeq and is a predicted model, not a curated record. NCBI's taxonomy places the organism in Eukaryota, Metazoa, Arthropoda, Insecta, Lepidoptera, Pyralidae. The coding region runs from base 137 to 589 and encodes 150 amino acids.